AUGGCAGAAUCCCGAGCUCCCUCUGUCAUUUUUGAUAUUCCUGAAUCUGCCGCUUCUCUCAAUCCAGUAAGAUUUCAUUCAGAUAGACAUGGGAAUCAUAACGUUCAUGGACCUAGUUUUUCUGGCUUUAAGAAGAGAGGUCAUAAUCUUGGAAGUCGUUCUUGGAUAAAGAUUGAUCAGACUGGCAAUUCAAAAGUUUUGGAACUGGAUAAGUUUACCGUAAUGAGGCAUUGCUCUUUACCUUCUCGAGAUCUCAGGCUUUUGGACCCAAUGUUUAUCUAUUCUUACACGAUAUUAGGUCGAGAGAAGGCUAUUGUCAUUAGUCUCGAACAGAUUAGAUGUAUAAUCACAGCUGAUGAGGUUAUACUAAUGAACUCACUUGAUGGGUCUGUGCUACAGUACAAGUCUGAAUUGUGCAGACGCCUUCAGACAUCUAAAGAUCAACCUGAUGAGCUGCCUUUCGAAUUCAAGGCAUUGGAGCUUGCUUUGGAACUAACAUGUACGUCCCUUGAUACUCAGGUGAAAGAACUAGAAAUGGAGAUAUAUCCAGUACUUGAUGAAUUAGCGUCAUCAAUAAGCACUCUCAAUCUAGAGCGGGUGCGUAGAUUCAAGGGCCACCUCCUUGCCUUGACCCAGAGAGUACAAAAGGUUUGUGAUGAAAUCGAACAUUUGAUGGAUGAUGAUGGAGAUAUGGCUGAGAUGUAUUUAACGGAGAAGAAAGAAAGGAGGGAGGUGCUGGCCAGGAGUGACCUAUAUGAUCAAAUCAGCACUUCUCAAAAUGUAAGGGUUGUAUCGAACUCUGCACCCGUUUCUCCAGUGGGAUCAUGUAGUGGAGUGCGGAAACUGCAAAGAGCUUUCAGCAGCAUUAGUUCUAGUAAACAUGGAAGUUUCCUAAGUUCAUCUAGUGGUGGAGAAAACAUCGAUCAACUUGAAAUGUUACUGGAAGCAUACUUUAUAGUCACUGACAACACACUCAACAAGUUGCUAUCGCUUAAAGAGUAUAUCGAUGAUACGGAGGAUUUGAUCAACAUAAAGCUGGGAAAUGUUCAGAACCAGCUGAUCCAAUUUGAGUUGCUUCUGACGGCUGCUACUUUCGUAGCUACUGUAUUUGCUGUUGUAACUGCUGUUUAUGGAAUGAACUUCGAGGAUUCAACCUUUGAUAACCCGUCUACAUUUUACUGGGUUCUUAUCAUAACUGGAGGAUUCUGUGGAAUGUUGUACUUUGCCUUCUUGAUUUAUUUUAGGCACAAGAAAGUAUUUCCUUUGUAG
Molecule: messenger RNA, 1269 nt
Organism: Fraxinus pennsylvanica
Lineage: Eukaryota; Viridiplantae; Streptophyta; Magnoliopsida; Lamiales; Oleaceae
Source: the annotation of a GenBank genome assembly